GAAACAGAAGUCACCUGACUGUCAAAAAAGAAAGUGAAACCAACUUUGAUCUCCUUCAGAACAGCGUCCAUUUUGAGCCGCAGGAUGGAAAUAACUCGUUGACUCGUUAACAGUGGUAGCAGGAAGAGAAGAGAAGCUCUGAAGAACGAGUGAAUUAAAUCAAGUCUCCCUCAGAGUUGAAGGCCAGAAGAUGGAAGAUCUGGAUCUGAAAAAGGACAGAGCAGAACCUCCAGGACCCACCAGUCCAUCUAUGAGGAGUGAUCGGUCCAAAGAUGAACCUCCAGUCUUCAGUAAUGAACCUGGACCCUCAGACAGAAAGAGCAGCUUUGGUGAGGAGGAGCCUCCAUCCUGCUGUGGUUUGUCUCAGAAUGUUCUGAUGGAUCCGGUCUUGACCAGCUGCCCCCAGUAUGGGAAACAACCCAGAACAGGAUCUGGACCUCUGACAGCCAAUCAGAGCAGCUGUGCUCCAGGCCAGAAGAUGGAAGAUCUGGAUCUGAAAAAGGACAGAGCAGAACGUCCAGGACCCACCAGUCCAUCUAUGAGGAGGGAUCGGUCCAAAGAACGUCCUCCAUACUUCAGUAAUGAACCUGGACCCUCAGACAGAAAGAGCAGCUUUGGUGAGGAGGAGCCUCCAUCCUGCUGUGGUUUGUCUCAGAAUGUUCUGAUGGAUCCGGUCUUGACCAGCUGCCCCCAGUAUGGGAAACAACCCAGAACAGGAUCUGGACCUCUGACAGCCAAUCAGAGCAGCUGUGCUCCAGAUAUUGUUGCUCAGUAUCAGCCUGACCUUAAAGAGUUUCUGAAGAUGAAGUUCCAGAGUCUCUCUGAAGGCGUCGCUGAACAUGGAAAUAAAACCGUUCUGAACCAGAUCUACACAGAGCUCCACAUCACAGAGGGGUUAACUAGAGAGGUCAACCAGGAACAUGAGGUCAGACAGAUUGAAACAGCAUCCAGGAAACAAGAAACAAUCAGAAGAGAAGACAUCUUUAAUGUCCCACCUGGAAGAGAUCAACCAAUCAGAACAGUGAUGACCAUGGGAGUGGCUGGCAUUGGGAAAACACUGUUAACACAGAAGUUCACUCUGGACUGGGCUGAAGGCAAAACCAACCAGAACAUUGAUUUCAUAUUUCCAUUCACUUUCAGAGAGCUGAAUAUGUUGAAAGAAGAAAAGUUCAGUUUAUUAGAACUGAUUCAUAAAUUCUUCACUAAAACCAAAGAAAUCAGCAGCUUUGAAACGUUUCAGGUUCUGUUCAUCUUUGAUGGUCUGGAUGAAAGUCGACUUGAUCUGAAUUUCAACAACAAUCCGUUCCUGACUGAUGUUACAGAGUCCAGCUCACUGGAUGUUCUGCUGACAAACAUCAUCAGGAGGAAACUGUUUCCUUCUGCUCUCCUCUGGAUAACCACACGACCUGCAGCAGCCAAUCAGAUCCCUGCUGAAUGUGUUGGCAUGGUAACAGAGGUCAGAGGGUUCACUGACCCCCAGAAGGAGGAAUACUUCAGGAAGAGAUUCAGAGAUGAUGAAGAGAAGGCCAACAGGAUCAUCUCCCACAUCCAGAAAUCAAAAAGUCUCCACAUCAUGUGUCACAUCCCAGUUUUCUGCUGGAUCACUGCUAAAGUUCUGGAGAAUCUGAUGGAGACCAGAGAGGGAGGAGAUCUGCCCAAGACCCUGACUGAGAUGUACAUAGAGUUCCUGAAGGUUCAACUGAAAAUCAAGGAGGAAAAGUAUGAUAGAGGAAAAAAGACAAAAUCUAUCUGGAGUCCAGAGAACAGGAAGCUGAUUGAGUCUCUAGGAAGACUGGCUUUUGAUCAGCUGCUGAAGGGAAACCUGAUCUUCUAUGACAAAGACCUCAAUCAGUGUGACAUCAACAUCAAAGAUGCUGCGUUGUUCUCAGGAGUUUUCACUGAAAUGUUUAAAACAGAGAGAGGAGUGAACAACAUCUCCGUCUACUCCUUUGUUCAUCUGAGCAUCCAGGAGUUUCUGGCUGCAGUCUACAUGCUCCACUGUUUCACCAGCAGGAAGUCAGAGGUGAUCCAGACGUUCCUGGGAGAAAAAUACAAUGAAACAUCUCUAGAUGAGUUUAUGAAGAAAGUCAUGGAGAAAUCCCUCAGCAGUGAAAAUGGCCACCUGGACCUGUUUGUCCGCUUCCUUCAUGGUCUCACUGUGGAGUCCAGCCAGAGCUUCUUAGAAGAUCUGCUGGGUCAGAGAGAGAACAGUCCAGAAACCAUCCAGAGAAUCAUCACCAACCUGAAGAAGAUGAACACUGAUAGAAUCUCUCCUGACAGAAGCAUCAACAUCUUCUACUGUCUGAUGGAGAUGAACGAUCUCUCAUUUUAUCAGGAGAUCCAACGGCUGCUGGAUUCAGGGAAGGAGCUCUCAGAUACUGACUGUUCAGCUCUGGCCUUCAUGCUGCUGAUGUCAGAGGUUCUGGAUGAGUUGGACCUGGAGAAGUACAACACAUCAUGGGAUGAACGACUGAGACUGGUUCCAGCUGUGAGGAACUGCAGAAAGGCUCGACUUGGUGGCUGUUUGCUCUAUCAGGAUGAAUGUGAAGUUGUGGCCUCAGCGCUGAAGACCAACCCAGAUCUGACUGAACUGGAAAUAAAUCAGAUCUUCAUACUGGGAGGUCGAUCCUUUGGAGACUCUGAUCUGAAGCCUCUGGUUGAGAUCCUGGAGAGUUCAGUCAGUAAAGUGAAGAAACUGAGACUGAUUGGCUGCAGUUUGUCAGAGACCAGCUGGACUUCUCUGUUCUCAGCUCUGAAGUCCAAACCGACCCAUCUGACAGAACUGGACCUGACCAGAACCAACCUGGAAGAUUCUGGACUGAAGGAGUUCUGUGGUUUUCUACAGACUGAAGGCUGCAGACUGGAGACAUUGAGAUUGAUGAGCUGCAGGUUGUCAAAGAUCAGCUGUGAUUAUUUGGCUUCAGCUCUGAAGUCCAACAGCCUCCAUCUGAAAGAACUGGACCUGUAUGGAAACAACCUGAAGGAUUCAGAUGUUCAGCAGCUGAAGGAUCUUGUAGAUGAUCUAAAGUUCUGAUCUCUGUAAAGUAGAGAAUGAUCUCUGUGUCCUGCUGAUCCUCAGAGGUUGAAGCUGCAGCAGUUUGAGUCUAAAGAGACUCUGACUGGAUCAUGAUGAUGACCUCUGACCUCCAAGAUUUUCCUCCUGUUUAUUUUCUCAUGUCUGUCAUUUAGUGUCUGAUAUUGUUUGUCUCUUUGGAUCAAUAAAGAUCCAAUUCAAACUGGGCUCCAUUUAGAGGCUUGAUGGAGUUUUGAUCUGAACUGGAUUCAACUGGAAAGUUGAUCUUUUUUCUCUCUGGUUCAUUUUCAUCCUGGAACCAGAAAUGGUCUGAGAAUGGAAACAUGGGAAUCAUUUCCAGUUCAGCUUUGAAGCCAUGAAAGACACUUCAACCCUCUUUUCUCUGCUGCUUCUUCCUUCUGUUGACAUGAAAAUGUUCCUCAAAGCUCCUCAGAGAAAAAGAUGCUUUACUGGAAACUGGAGAGAAACUUCAGCUUCCAUCACAGAAACCAGUUGAACCAGUUUAGAACUGGAUGUCCCACAGAAACUCUGAUCUUAGAGCAGUUUUCAGGAACAUCUGGAAGCUGGAAAAUUUCUUUUUAUAUAUUUUUAUGUUCAUUGUAAAAAGUAAAUCUUGAAGUUUUUCAUCAUCAUUGAUUCUCAGUUUGUUUUGGUUUUUACUUUUUUAACUCCAGAUUUCAUGUUUUGAGUUUUCUAGAGAACUUUAGGACUCGAUGUGUCACAUCAGGAUCUUUACUGUGAUUUUACUGAUUUAUUCAACACUCAGAGAAACACUGGGAUAAUGUGCUGAUUGGUUCAUGAUUGAUUUUCAUAAUUCUUCUAAUGUAAGGUGGGUUUCUGGAUGUUUAAUGACCAAAUAAAGUUUUUAAAAAAUC
Molecule: messenger RNA, 3909 nt
Organism: Gambusia affinis (western mosquitofish)
Lineage: Eukaryota; Metazoa; Chordata; Actinopteri; Cyprinodontiformes; Poeciliidae
Product: NLR family CARD domain-containing protein 3-like
Exons: 12
Coding region: 191-3034 (947 amino acids)
Source: RefSeq, a predicted model, not a curated record